GCCCAUAAUUUAGGGAGCGUCCUGUCCUUCUAACGUUCUCUAUCUCGCUUCUGGUGAGCUGGUUGAAGAUGAACUGUGUCCAGGAGGAAAGAGCUGGGACUGUAGCACUCUGUGUGUCAGCCCACAGGUCCUGUGAAAACCCCAAAAUAUCUGUGAAGUGGGCCUGGAUUUGGACAUUCUCAAGAGGAAAGUUUAAAGGAUGAUGGGAGGCCUGUAAGUGCAGGUACUCGUUAUGAGGCAGGUUUUCUGUAUUACACGCAUGCUGUUCCCUUCCCCUCAUGGUGUAGGAAACUGACUGAGCUGCCAUUCUGUUCCAGCUUUGUGGAAAAUUAUUUUGAAACAGAAUCUUGCUAAGUUAUCCAAGCUUGCUUUCAAUUUGCUGACCAGCCUCAGGCUGGAAUUAACAAGUUCACACCACACUUCCUUCUCCUUGUGUUUGUUUUGAGACAGGGUCUCACCAUGUAUCCCCUGGCUGCCCUCAAAUUUGCUAUGUAGACCAGGUUGGCGUACAAGUCUAUCUGCCUGCCUCUGCCUCCUGAGUACUGGGAUUAAAGGCAUGUGCCACCACACCCAGCGGUCUUUGAUUAUGGCAUAUUUACAAAAUUCUUAUGGUUUGGCAUUUGUUGGGGGGCGGAGAAAGAGAGAGAGAAGCACCACAUUUUGUGGAAGGGAAGGCGGUAGUAUGUAACACCAGGAGAGACCAGGCCUCUUGAAAUUUGGUACUUAAUCUCCUGUCUAUGCGAUGAGAAGACUGAAAUAGACCUUUGAGCAUGCAUGUCUCUGAGGUCCUUAAAACCAUCUACAGAACUGACUUACAGAGCCGUGCCAUUUUCUCAUUUAGUCUAAAGCAAACCAUCUUCUGGAGCUAUUUCACACUCAAGUGAACGUUAUGGUGUUUAGACUGAAUUGUUGUACUUCAGGGAAUUUAUGUAGCCUGUCAGAGGCAGAGAUUAGAGAUUUCUAUGUAAAUGUGAAGUUUUUUUUUUUCUUUCUGGGUUUUGUAGCCCAGAUUGGUAUUAUAUUCCUGAUCCUCCAAAUUUCACCUCCCAUAUGUUGGGAUCAGAAGUGUUUGUCACCACAUUGGCUAUAUAUGUAGUAGUAAUUUUAAAGGUAGCAUUUUUUUUCUUUUUUAUCAACUUAUUAGUCAUUUUGUUUUGUUUCUGUUUUUCAGUGGAGUUUUCUUCAAUGAUGUAAGUGUUCUAUAUCGUGUUGUCCAGGAUUGCAAUACAGAAUUACUGAACAAUUAAAAAUGUUAGUAGUUUGAAUAGUUUUGAGAUAGAGUCUUGCUUCGGAGCUUAGGCUGGCCUGGAGCUUGUAUUGAUUUUCCUUCAAAGUAAGUGUUGUGAUUACAGGCUUGACAAAAAACUUAAUUUUAACUAAAUGGUUUUGUAGUGAGUGAAUGCUUACUUACUACACAUGAAAUUUUGAUAUCUACCCAAGCCAUAGCUUCUUAUUUGGUCUGACUGGGUUAAACUGGCCUCAAAUCCAAAAGUCCUCCUUCAGCCUCUUAACACUGGGUUGCACUGAGCCACCACAUCUAGACAGUGAUUUCUUUGCCUAUACUCAAGCACCUUUUUGGUGCCUAUCACCAACCUAACAAGCUUAAUGUUAAAUUACAUACCGUGUAAAGAAUUUCUAGAUCAUAAUUAGGUGAAGACUAGAAGUGUCUGAAGGUUAUCUGUGGUAAUGAACUCUAUUUUGGUUAUAAGUAAGCUUUUUUUUUUUUAAAUUAAUAUUACAUCCCAACUGCAGUUUUCCAUCCCUCCUCCUUCCUUUUCCUUCAGAAAAGGGCAGGCCUCCCAGGGGAUAUCAACCCAACAUGGCAUAUCAAGUUACCAUAAGACUAGGCGCCGCCUCUCAUUCAGGCAACCCAGUAGGAGGAAAAGGAUCCCCAAAGCAGCCUCAUGUUUUGCAGGGCCUUUGUAGCUAACCGCUGACUGUCGCUAACUGACCUUAUACUUGGUGUGUGACGGAAGUUUAAUUUAAAUAUUCCAUCCUCUUGCCUCAGCCCGCUGGAACGGCAGGUGUGUGACGCCACAGCUGGCUUUCGGUUACACUGAAUAGUGCUGCUAAGCAGUCGCUCUGGCAUUUCCAUUUGGCUUCUUACGUGAAAGCUGGAUUCAUUUCCUUUGAUAACAGAAACUAAGGAUGAAAUUUAAGAAGUACAGAAGAGAGCACCAGAUUGAUACCAACAACACUUCCUGUCUGGACCUUCUUCGUGCUGUAGUCAUUGUUGUACGAUGAAUGAAACAUGUCUGCAUUGUUUUAUGCGCCGACUCAAAGAAGCUAUUCCAUUAACUGUAUGCUGACGCGCAGAAGCGGGAGGCUACGCAAGCGUCUGAUUAUCGCAGCAGCCGCUACCACGUGCUCCCCAGCGGCCGGCCUCGUGCUACCCAUCAGGCCCUGCGGCCACCACGCAUGCGCCCUGGCAGCUCCGUGGCACGAAUACAGUGUGUCUCCAUUUGUGGAAGGCCCGCCCCUUUAGCUUGUGUUGUUGCAGGAUUCUUAUUUUGGAGACUCAUCAUGUCUUUGUGUGAAGACAUGUUGCUUUGCAAUUAUCGAAAGUGUCGUAUCAAGCUCUCUGGUUAUGCUUGGGUCACUGCCUGCUCUCACAUCUUCUGUGAUCAGCAUGGCAGUGGUGAGUUCAGUCGCUCACCAGCUAUCUGCCCUGCCUGCAACAGUACCCUUUCUGGAAAGCUGGAUAUUGUCCGUACAGAACUCAGUCCAUCAGAGGAAUACAAAGCUAUGGUAUUGGCAGGGCUUCGACCAGAGAUUGUAUUGGACAUUAGCUCCCGAGCGUUGGCCUUCUGGACAUACCAGAUACACCAGGAACGUCUUUAUCAAGAAUAUAAUUUCAGCAAGGCCGAGAACCAUCUAAAACAGAUGGAAAAGAUAUAUACACAGCAAAUACAGAGUAAGGAUGUAGAAUUGACCUCUAUGAAAGGGGAGGUCACCUCCAUGAAGAAAGUUCUUGAAGAAUACAAGAAAAAGUUUAGUGAUAUCUCUGAAAAACUUAUGGAACGCAAUCGCCAGUAUCAAAAGCUCCAAGGCCUUUAUGAUAGCCUUAGGCUACGAAAUAUCACUAUUGCUAGCCAAGAAGGUUCCUUGGAACAAGCUAUGAUCCCACAGUCUGGUGUCUUUGGCUUUCCAUUAGGGAAUAGCUCAAAGUUUCCUUCGGACGGUACACCAGUUGUAAAUCGAGGUGGUGGAGAUGAAGAUGUUCAGUUCAGACCAUUUUUUGUGGGUUCCCCCACAGGACCUGAACCCAUUAACAACUUCUUUAGUUUUGCUUCUCAAAGCCAUGAAGCAGAGCAGCAAGUCUACAGCAGGGCCUUUAAAGCAAAAAGAAUUUAGCUCAUCUCACGUUUCGAGACUCUCUGUUUUCCUACAGUUUUACGCUAGAUGAAAUGAUUGGCAUCCCUGAGUUCUCUUCUUCCAUUUUAGAAGUUGGCUUGCCGUAGGGUGUGCAGCUUCCUGUUUGGUUUCUUUAUUUUUUUGCUUAGGCAUGGGCAUUUCAUGAAUCUCAGUCUCUACGUUCAUCACUGCUCACAAUCACAUUGUUGCACAGAUCCCUGUUUCAGACUAAGCUGUGUUUAUGCUCAUGUAAGCACCAGAGUUAUACUUACAUGAUGCUUUGGGUUCUAGUAUAUAUAUGUUGUGUGUGCAUUGAUGUUUUUCUGCUAGUAUAUUUAUAUAAAAAUUAUGGUCUUGGAAAAUGAUGGCCAAAAAUGAUGGUCUUUAAAAACAGUUGUUUGCUGUUUGCAUCUAUUUUACACAGUCAUGGAUUUUUAUUUGUAUUAUUUUGUUUUGGAGGUGAGCUUGUAUCAUAAUAAAUGCAAUUUAUUUAAUGCGUAUAUGUUCAGCUUAUACUUAAAAAAUUUAUAUUGAUAAAGUUAUUUGUUGAUUUCAUUGGUAUUUGUUUUAAAAUAAAACU
Messenger RNA from Meriones unguiculatus (Mongolian gerbil), 3934 nucleotides. It is a transcript of the gene Ccnb1ip1, whose product is annotated as cyclin B1 interacting protein 1. Gene Ontology annotation, biological process: reciprocal meiotic recombination. NCBI's taxonomy places the organism in Eukaryota, Metazoa, Chordata, Mammalia, Rodentia, Muridae. Gene Ontology annotation, cellular component: synaptonemal complex. The transcript is spliced from 9 exons. Gene Ontology annotation, molecular function: ubiquitin protein ligase activity. The record is from RefSeq and is a predicted model, not a curated record. The coding region runs from base 2419 to 3354 and encodes 311 amino acids.